This is a messenger RNA of Cebus imitator (Panamanian white-faced capuchin), 2909 nucleotides long. It is a transcript of the gene ARFGAP2, whose product is annotated as ADP ribosylation factor GTPase activating protein 2. The coding region runs from base 126 to 1730 and encodes 534 amino acids. NCBI's taxonomy places the organism in Eukaryota, Metazoa, Chordata, Mammalia, Primates, Cebidae. The transcript has 17 exons. Gene Ontology annotation, molecular function: GTPase activator activity. The record is from RefSeq and is a predicted model, not a curated record. Gene Ontology annotation, biological process: COPI coating of Golgi vesicle.
UCCAGAUUGUGCCCCAGUCACUCCACCCCUCGGUUGGCCGGGGCACUGGCGAGCCCGCCCUCCCCGCCGUGGAUUGGCCUGCGGCGGGACCCGUCGGUCGCGGUUGUGUCUGGGAAGGAGAGAAAAUGGCGGCGGAACCGAGCAAGACCGAAAUCCAGACCCUUUUUAAGAGGCUUCGCGCAGUUCCAACCAACAAGGCGUGUUUCGAUUGCGGCGCCAAGAAUCCGAGUUGGGCCAGCAUCACGUAUGGCGUUUUCUUGUGCAUUGACUGCUCUGGGGUGCACCGCUCCCUCGGCGUCCAUCUGAGCUUCAUCAGGUCCACAGAGUUGGAUUCCAACUGGAACUGGUUCCAGCUGAGAUGUAUGCAGGUCGGCGGGAAUGCCAAUGCGACAGCUUUUUUCCGCCAACAUGGAUGCACGGCCAAUGAUGCCAACACCAAAUACAAUAGCCGAGCUGCCCAGAUGUACCGGGAGAAGAUCCGGCAGCUGGGGAGUGCGGCCCUGGCUAGGCACGGCACUGAUCUUUGGAUAGACAACAUGAGUAGUGCUGUUCCUAGUCACUCCCCGGAGAAGAAGGACUCUGAUUUCUUCACAGAACACACUCAACCCCCUUCCUGGGAUGCACCAGCCACUGAGCCUUCAGGGACCCAGCAGUCAGCGUCAUCUGCAGAAAGCAGUGGCCUGGCACAGCCAGAGCAUGGCCCCAACACAGACCUGCUUGGCACCUCACCCAAAGCCUCACUGGAGUCCAUGUAUCUGUCAGCUAAAGGGACCCUUCCUGCCGGAGAACUGAAAAGCUCCAUCAUUGGCAAGAAGAAGCCAGCAGCAGCUAAGAAAGGGCUGGGUGCCAAGAAAGGCCUAGGGGCCCAGAAGGUGAGCAGCCAGAGCUUCAAUGAGAUUGAACGGCAGGCCCAGGUGGCAGAGAAGCUCCGAGAGCAGCAGGCAGCCGAUGCCAAGAAGCAGGCGGAGGAGUCCAUGGUCGCCUCCAUGCGUCUGGCCUAUCAGGAGCUCCAGAUUGAUCGUAAGAAAGAGGAAAAGAAGCUACAGAAUCUGGAAGGGAAGAAGCGAGAGCAGGCAGAGAGGCUGGGCAUGGGCUUGGUAUCUCGAAGCUCUGUCUCCCACUCCGUGCUGUCUGAGAUGCAGGUGAUCGAGCAGGAAACCCCAGUGAAUGCAAAAUCUUCUCGCUCGCAGCUGGACUUGUUUGACGAUGUUGGUACUUUCGCCUCUGGACCCCCCAAGUACAAGGACAACCCCUUUUCCUUAGGAGAAAGCUUUGGUUCCCGCUGGGAUACAGAUGCUGCCUGGGGUAUGGACAGGGUAGAGAAGGAACCAGAAGUGACCAUCUCAAGCAUCCGGCCUAUUUCAGAAAGGGCCACAAACCGGAGGGAGGUGGAGAGCCGGAGCACAGGCCUCGAGUCUAGUGAGGCGCGUCAGAAAUUUGCAGGAGCCAAAGCCAUCUCAUCUGACAUGUUCUUUGGGCGGGAGGUGGAUGCGGAGUAUGAGGCUAGGUCUCGGCUGCAGCAGCUCUCAGGCAGCAGUGCCAUCAGCUCUUCAGACCUCUUUGGGGACAUGGACGGAGCUCACGGAGCAGGAAGUGUAUCUCUGGGGAACGUGCUGCCUACAGCGGACAUUGCCCAGUUUAAGCAGGGUGUCAAGUCUGUGGCUGGGAAGAUGGCUGUGCUGGCCAAUGGUGUGAUGAAUUCCUUGCAGGAUCGCUACGGUUCCUACUGAUCCGAGCUCUGUGACUCAGGCAUACGGUGGUGACAGCAGCAAGAACUCCACAGAUCCCAGGCCGCGGAUGCUUGCCUUGUGAAAGCUGGGGAGGAUUUGUUACUUUGUAUGUGUGGUGUGUGCGUGGGGUAGCCUAUGAGGCCACCUGUGAGGGGAAUGGUCAGUACCAGCCCUUGACCUCUGCCUGUGGACUGAGCCCCUUAUUGCCCCCACACACAAACCGUGUGUUCGCCUCUUGUCCUUCUGUCCUGCCCCCACAGCUGCUGCUCACUUGUCCUGCCACACUGGGAGAGGGGUUCCCCCAGGAUGGCUUAUUCUGGGUCCAGCCUUUCCACAAGUAGGGAAAGCGGAAGGUAGAAGGCUUUUGUGCUGGCUCUAGGGUUCUUCUAGCUCAAGGGCUUGGGCCUCCAUCCUCCGGAACUGGAGGAGGCCUGGAAGGAGUUCACUGUAGACCCGUCCUCUGGGGAAAGAGGCUGCGGACUUGUUGCUGCUGCUGUCAGCGGCCUCUUCUGGGUGCCAGGAGAGGGUGAGGGAGGGGAAGGACCUUUGGGCUUUACUAAGGGCUGGGAACUUUACCUGGUACCUAAAGGUUUCAUUCAGGAUCAGACUGGAGGCCUGAGUGGUCUCCCGUCUCACCACCACUUUCUGCGGUAAGCACUUGGAAGAUGACUUCCAGGAGUCUCAGGGUCCUUCUGUACCAUCUACUGUGGGCCACAGGACCCUCUGUGACAUUCUGUGUCCCUUCUUCCCCUGGUUGGUGGCCACAGAGGGUCUGGUCUGCUGUUUGUCAACUCUGGAUGCUGUGAGCUGAUGCUGGCCAGGGAAGCAGACGGUGUGAGGGGCAGAGGCAGGCUCCCAAGGCUCAGCUCCUUCCUCUGCAUCAUUCUGGGCUUGGGGGCCUGGAUGGCACCUGCCAGUGACAGCUUGUGGGCCUCACCCUCUGGGAGCUGAGCCAUGCGCUGUGACAUUCUUGGUGCCAUCUUCCCCUGUUGCGCCGGCAGUCUCGGCCCAGCCCCCACCUUUGGGUUGUAGGUUGGGCUCCCAAGCAACACAGACGACUCCUCCCCCUUGCCCCACCCCCAGAGGGACAUGACUUUCUUUCUGGACUGUUUGUAUUAAAGCGAAGUGGUGUCAAAAUAAAGCCCCUGCAGGGCCUGGCUCCCUGUUGGUCUGAGUGAA